Brassica rapa (field mustard) is the source of this 3835-nucleotide messenger RNA. RefSeq names its product cysteine-rich receptor-like protein kinase 18. NCBI's taxonomy places the organism in Eukaryota, Viridiplantae, Streptophyta, Magnoliopsida, Brassicales, Brassicaceae. The record is from RefSeq and is a predicted model, not a curated record. Gene Ontology annotation, biological process: protein phosphorylation; defense response to bacterium. Gene Ontology annotation, molecular function: ATP binding; protein serine/threonine kinase activity. Gene Ontology annotation, cellular component: plasma membrane.
AACUUAUUAUAUUUUAAAAAUUGAUAGACACAUAUAUAUAUAUAUAUAUAAAAUCAUAUGGAACAAAUAUUUCUUGUGAAUAGUGUAAAUUGUAAUGAAUGAUAAGAAAUUCACCAUUCUCAUUCAUUCUUUGGGUCACUAUUUAGAGCCUUAAUAUAUUGGUUAUAAUUCCUACAAUUUUGGACAUUUUUUUCAUUUUGGUAAUGAAUUUGUGUUUUAUUGUCUAAAACUAUAACACUAAUCUUCUAACAACUUGGGAUUUCUUUGUCAAUAAAAUUUUGUAAAUAAAAUAAUACCCAUAUUUCUUGUCAAUCAUAAAUGCAUACUUUUAUUAAUUUCUAAAUAAAUUUUGCUUAAUAAAUAUUCUCCUGAUGUGAUGUUAAGUUCGUUGACUUGUUAAAAAAUUUUAUUAGACGACAAAUGAUUGGAUUUAUUUACGAUUACAUUAAUAGCAUUAUUAUACAUUCUCUUGCAUCCUUCAAUUUCGUUUUUCUUUUUGCAUCCUUCAAUUCCUGCAGUUUUAAAAAUUAAAUCUAAAAUAUUACCCUUAUUCAGGUUUACCAAAAUCUCUUAUUUGAUUCCAAAUAUAUUAAACUUAAACAUAUUUAUUAUAAAUAAUAAAUUAUUAUAUUUUACAAUAGUGGAUAGCAUUUAUUGGUGGAUCUAUAUCAAUUAUAUUAAUAUUUUAGAGGUUAUAUUUAAAAAAAUCCACAUAAAAGCACAUAACGUACGUAAAAGUUCGAACACUUCCAAAUUUGAAUUUUCUUUUUUGGAAAAUUUUGAAAUUCUUUUUAUUAAUAAGUGUUAUGAUUUUCUAAAUGCUCUGCCAGCAAGUCUACUUUCUAAAAUAAAUUUAAUCGAAUGACCAUCAUGCUUCUUAUAUAUCUUUUACUAACUAAACGAGGAAAUUAUGACGAAGUUAGUUUCUGAUCAGAAAUAAAUGCAUUCACAGUACGAGACUUAGUCCCCGUUGAAAAUGAUGCUAGUGAUUGACAAAUUGGCAUGCAUAUUAUUCCAUAAGUCAAAAUCCAAAAGGCCAAGACUAGUCCUUUAGAUUUUUCGGAUAUCCAUUGAAUUUGCUUCGAUACAUUGUUUGUUUAGAUUCAAAAAAUCCGAAUAUUCGUAACUCUUCGGAACAAAAAAUAUAUUAAAAAUUAAUAUCAGCAAAAAACAGAGUAAAUCACAAAUAACUGUAUAUCCCCUCCGCUUUUAUACAAAUAAAUUUUUAUCUACAACUAAAUAUAUAUUUUUAUAUAUUAUUAUUUAACAUAUAAUUAUAUUAAUGUUAUUUACAAAUUUACUUAUAAAAAUUUUAAACUAAAAGAAAUAUAAAAUCUUUAUAAAACAACAAUUUUUUCUUAACUUUUGUGUUUUAUAAAUAAAUUUAGUUUAUUUUAAAAAUUUAUGAAACAUAUAGUUUUGCUACUUAUUACUUUUAUUUUAUUUUAUAUAAUUUUUUAUUUAAAAAAAAACUUUUUCUAGAUUUGUUUGUAUUUAACAAUUUGGAUAAAAUGAUCGUAAAGAUUCAUAAUUUUUACGGAUAUCCGUAUUUUUCAAAACAAAUUGACUUGAAAAAUUAAUUAGUGAAACAAAUCACAAAUACCAAAAAUUAUAUUAUUAUUAUAUUAUUAUUCGCUCCCACCCGGCCACCCCUAUUAAUGUCAUUCAAGUACUAAUACAACCAUUCACACUCUAUCUAAAAGACAAAUAUGGCGAAAAAGAGCUAUGAGACAGUUCUCUGUUUCUUCUUCUUCUUCAUCAUCAUCAUAAGCUUCAGUUCCAUUUCUGUUUCUGCACAAGUUUGUGAAAACACUACUGGAAUAUUCAUACCCAACAGUACUUAUGACAACAACCGUCGUUUCAUCCUUUCCACCCUCCCUUCAAACGUCACGGCUCAUGACGGCUACUUCCAAAGUUCGAUCGGGCUUGGUCUGGACCGAGUCUACGCCAUGGGGAUGUGCGCUCCAGGCGCUGAACCUAAUGUUUGCUCUCAAUGUAUUGAGACCGCUUCUGAUGGCUUACUACAGAACUGUCUAAACCAGGUAGACGCUUUCUCAUGGUCAGGUGACAAAACCCUUUGCCUUGUUCGAUACACCAACCGCUCCUUCUCCGGAUUACUCGGCAUGGAGCCACGCGGAGCGAUCGCCAGUACUGCAGAUACCAAUCUGAAUCAGACUUACUUUGAUAGUGUGUGGACAAAAUUAAUGUUUGGCAUGAUCUCUAAUAUCUCAUCUUCCUCAUCAGCCGGGAACAGUUCGUCUAAGUUCUAUGCAGACGAAGACGAUGUAGUUCAAUUACCGGACUUCAGGAACAUAUCGGCGUUGAUGCAAUGCACACCAGAUGUCUCUUCUGAAGAUUGUGACGUCUGCUUACGGACAAACGUUAUUGACUAUCAGACGUGUUGCCGUAGGAAGCAAGGUGGAGUUAUAUCGCGACCAAGUUGCUUUUUCCGGUGGGAGUUGUAUCCUUUCAUUGGUGCUUCAGAUCUUAUUUUCUUACAGCCUUCAACGCCGCUCCCUAUGACACCAUCUCCUGUUUCCAAAGAUCCGUCUCUCACAGUACCCUCUCAUGUUUCCAAGAAAGAUACAAGAAUCUCAGGAGGAGUUAUUGCGGUGAUUGUCGUUGUUGCUCUUGUUGCCAUAAUAUUGAUUACUCUAGGCGUUGUUACUUUAAAGAGAAGAAAGAAAAAGCAAGAAAUUGAACUUCCAACCGAAUCGAUCCAGUUUGAUUUAAGCACAAUUGAAGCUGCUACAAACAAAUUUUCUGAGCGUAAUAAGCUUGGUGAAGGAGGAUUUGGUGAGGUUUACAAGGGUAUGCUCAUGAAUGGUACUGAAGUUGCGGUGAAGAGAUUAUCUAAAACAUCAGGACAAGGCGAAGUAGAGUUCAAGAACGAGGUUAUUGUUGUUGCAAAACUUCAGCACAGGAAUCUUGUUAGACUUCUUGGGUUUUCAUUACAAGGAGAAGAGAAGUUACUCGUCUAUGAGUUUGUUCCUAACAAAAGCCUCAACUAUUUCCUCUUUGACUCUAAGAAGAGAACUCAAUUGGACUGGACAGUUAGACGCAACAUCAUUGGGGGAAUUACUCGAGGGAUUCUAUAUCUUCAUCAAGAUUCACGGCUCAAGAUCAUACACCGUGACCUCAAAGCGAGUAACAUUCUCUUAGAUGCUGAUAUGAAUCCGAAAAUCGCUGAUUUUGGAAUGGCAAGGAUCUUUGGAAUCAACCAAACUGUAGCCAAUACAUCAAAAGUGGUCGGAACCUUUGGUUAUAUGCCACCAGAGUAUGUGGCAAAUGGGCAGUUCUCGACUAAAUCGGAUGUCUAUAGCUUUGGAGUAUUGAUUCUUGAGAUCAUUAGUGGCAAAAAGAAUAGCAGCUUCUACCAGAUAGAGGGUCUUAUUAACAACUUAGUCACAUAUGUCUGGAGACUUUGGGAGAGUAAAUCAUUGUACGAGCUCGUAGAUCCUGGCAUCAGAGACAAUUGUAAAAGUGAUGAAGUCAUUAGAUAUAUUCAUAUUGGGCUGUUAUGUGUUCAAGAAAAUCCUGUAGAUCGUCCAACAAUGUCUACCAUUCACCAAAUGCUUACAACCAGCUCAAUUGCACUGCCCGUCCCUCUGCCACCUGGAUUUUUUUGCAGUAACGAACCAAUAUCGAAUCCACUAGCCCAGGGACUGGAACCGGGUCAAUGGAACAGCAAGUCUUUUACUUGUUCUGUAGAUGAAGCUACUAUCACCGAUGUUAUUCCUCGUUGAAUACUCAACAUGUUAUGUUUGGUUUAAGUUUUUUUUCCACAAACGCAUGUCACUUUCUCAUAUAUGUUCUUCCUUAAUUUUUACCCAUA